UUUCAAUUGGACGCGUUUACUUUUUUUUACACAAUUCUUUGGUCAUUUGUUUAGACGAAUCGCAUUUCUAUUUUAUUUUUAUUUUUCACUACAAGCAUAUAUUUAUUAUUAUUAUUUUUCCAAAGUAUUUCGAAAAAUGGACGGCAGCGCACAUGUCAGUGAUCCCACCAACCCGCAGAUUCGCAUUCGCAGUUUGGACAAAAACUCGAUUGACUUUGUCCUGUCAAACACACAUCUCAGUGUCGCCAACUCGCUGAGACGGACAAUGAUCGCUGAGGUGCCCACCAUGGCCAUUGACCUUGUCGAGUUUAUUGAAAACACAUCAGUUCUUGCCGACGAAUACAUUGCGCACCGGCUAGGCAUGAUCCCCCUGACCAGCCACACUGUUGACCAGUUCAAGUACACCCGGGACUGCACGUGCGCAAACUACUGCAAAGAAUGCUCAGUCGAAUUCAGCCUCCACGUAAAGUGCACCGAGGGCGGCACGCGCUCGAUUUACAGCACAGAUCUUAUCAGCAGCAACAAAGACGUAGUCCCCGUGGUGGACAGCGAAGACCCCCGAGGCAUCAUCAUUAUAAAGAUGCGCAAGGGCCAGGAAAUAAACAUCCACUGUAUUGCCAAGAAGGGCGUGGCCAAGGAGCACGCCAAGUGGUCGCCUUGUGCGGCUGUUGGGUUCGAAUACGACCCGCAUAACAACUUUAGGCACCUUGAUUAUUGGUUCGAGAAGAAUAUCAAGGAUGAGUGGCCGCUGAGUAAGAAUGCGGAGGAGGAGGUGGAGGUUGAUCCAGAGGCGCCAUUUGACUUUAAGGCGGAGCCGACUAUCUUUUAUUUUAAUGUCGAGACCGUCGGCUGUCUUGACCCGCAGGCCGUGGUUAUUAAGGCUACAAGGGUUUUGCAGGAGAAAUUGGGCGGCUUGCAGCUUGCCCUGGAAGAGGACCAGAACCCAGAUUCUAAUGCCAACAUGGAUGACGGCGAGCCAUGGGUAUAGCUUGAUAUCUAUUUGUUUUUAACUGUUUUCAUUUAUUGCCAAAUAGAAUGGCAUUUGAAUAUUAAAAAUAAUGACCAGGCUGUUACU
Molecule: messenger RNA, 1075 nt
Organism: Kickxella alabastrina
Lineage: Eukaryota; Fungi; Kickxellomycota; Kickxellomycetes; Kickxellales; Kickxellaceae
Product: DNA-directed RNA polymerase II subunit RPB3
Exons: 2
Coding region: 137-988 (283 amino acids)
Biological process (GO): DNA-templated transcription
Cellular component (GO): RNA polymerase II, core complex
Molecular function (GO): DNA binding; protein dimerization activity; DNA-directed RNA polymerase activity
Source: RefSeq, a predicted model, not a curated record